Molecule: messenger RNA, 2962 nt
Organism: Pongo pygmaeus (Bornean orangutan)
Lineage: Eukaryota; Metazoa; Chordata; Mammalia; Primates; Hominidae
Gene: SETD6
Product: SET domain containing 6, protein lysine methyltransferase
Exons: 8
Coding region: 61-1488 (475 amino acids)
Biological process (GO): peptidyl-lysine monomethylation
Cellular component (GO): nucleus
Molecular function (GO): protein binding; protein-lysine N-methyltransferase activity
Source: RefSeq, a predicted model, not a curated record
CAGAGACGCCGGAAGUGACCGCGCGGUGCGCCGGACCGCCGGGAAGCGCGCUCUUGGACCAUGGCGACCCAAGCGAAGCGUCCACGGGUGGCGGGGCCCGUGGACGGCGGCGACCCGGAUCCUGUGGCAGGCUUCCUGAGCUGGUGCCUGCGGGUGGGGCUGGAGCUGAGUCCCAAGGUGAGCGAGCGAGCGAGCGGGCGGGCGAGGACCCGCGGCGGGGCGCGGACUGCCCUGACCAGCCCUCCUCCUGUUCAGGUGGCGGUCAGCCGGCAGGGCACGGUGGCCGGCUACGGCAUGGUGGCCCGGGAGAGCGUGCAGGCCGGAGAGCUGCUGUUCAUGGUGCCGCGGGCCGCGCUCCUGUCGCAGCACACCUGCUCCAUCGGCGGCCUGCUGGAGCGAGAGCGAGUUGCGCUGCAGAGCCAGUCGGGCUGGGUGCCACUGCUGCUGGCGCUGCUCCACGAGCUGCAGGCCCCGGCCUCACGCUGGAGGCCCUACUUUGCGCUCUGGCCCGAGCUGGGCCGCUUGGAGCACCCCAUGUUCUGGCCAGAGGAGGAGCGCCGGUGCCUGCUGCAGGGCACAGGCGUACCUGAGGCCGUGGAGAAGGAUUUGGCCAACAUCCGCAGCGAGUACCAGUCCAUCGUGCUGCCCUUCAUGGAAGCCCACCCCGAUCUCUUCAGCCUCAGGGUUCGCUCCCUAGAACUCUACCGCCAGCUCGUGGCCCUUGUGAUGGCCUAUAGUUUUCAGGAACCACUGGAGGAAGAGGAGGAUGAAAAGGAGCCCAACUCCCCCGUGAUGGUGCCUGCUGCAGACAUACUAAACCACUUAGCCAAUCACAACGCCAAUCUAGAAUACUCUGCGAAUUGUCUUCGGAUGGUAGCCACUCAGCCCAUUCCUAAAGGCCAUGAGAUUUUCAACACUUAUGGGCAAAUGGCUAACUGGCAACUGAUUCAUAUGUACGGUUUUGUUGAACCAUAUCCUGACAACACAGAUGACACAGCUGACAUUCAGAUGGUGACAGUUCGUGAGGCAGCAUUACAGGGAACAAAAACUGAAGCUGAAAGGCUCCUAGUGUACGAGCGCUGGAAUUUCCUAUGCAAACUGGAGAUGGUAGGGGAAGAGGGAGCCUUUGUGAUAGGGAGGGAGGAGGUGCUGACUGAAGAGGAGCUGACCACCACACUAAAGGUACUGUGCAUGCCUGCUGAGGAGUUCAGAGAGCUUAAAGACCAGGAUGGAGGGGGAGAUGAUAAAAGGGAAGAGGGCAGCCUGACGAUCACAAAUAUUCCCAAGCUCAAAGCAUCGUGGAGACAGCUGCUUCGAAACAGUGUUCUACUGACUUUGCAGACCUAUGCCACAGACUUAAAAACUGACCAAGGUUUACUCAGUAAUAAGGAAGUCUAUGCCAAACUCAGCUGGAGGGAACAGCAAGCCUUACAGGUUCGCUAUGGUCAGAAGAUGAUCUUACAUCAGUUGUUGGAACUGACAAGGUAGCAGUUUCCCUGUUCCCUGAAGGAAUAGCAAUAAGAACUUUAUUCUAAGCUAAUAUUCAUUGAUGUUUGAAAAAGGAAAAUUUGGAUCUUUUUCUUAUUAAACGCCAAGAGGAAAAGUAGCAAAGGUGGUGUGCUAGGAUUAACUGAGGUAAGGGUGAUGUGUUUUAGGACUGAGAACAGCAGACUUGGGAAUCACUGCUAAUUGUUACUUAAAAACAUGUUACAGCUGUUCUAUUCUCAGUUUUAACCAAAGCUAGUGGAAAUAUGGUAGUAAUAGGUCUUGUGUUUCAGCAUUUAAUAAUAGACUUUGGAGGUAGACCCCUGGUUUAAAUCUAAGUUUAGUUUGAGGAAGUCACUUAACCUGUAUUUAAAAGACUCUGGAUUUAAUAAGCUGUGUAACUGGUACUGGAUAGUUACCCGAAGUUCAGUCUAGAUGGCACAAACCACCCCUCAGGGAAUAAACUCCUAAGACAUCACUCAAGGAGGACUUCAAUUAUUUAAUUUUGAACUGUUUUGUCCUCUCUGGCCGUAAAAUUUGACAGUCAUGAAAGGUAAGGCAAAUUUUAAGUGGGUUAAGUUUUAAAAUACGUAUCUACUCAUUUUCUUAAAAAAAAAAAAAAAUACCUGGAGGUAAAGGAUAUUAAAACUGGGCAUUUUAAACUCAGCUUAACCAGAUAAACCUGCUCCAGCAAUUGUCCAGUGUUGAAAUAGGAAGAAAAAUACAAUUUCCUUAAACAUGCCAGCUUAGUAGUAGGAAUGACCUAUCAUUCAGCAAGAAGUUGGUGGUUCCCCGUGGCCCCAAGGUCUGCAAGGCUGGAUUGUCCACUUUUCCUCCUCACCACCAGCACUGGCUGCUGCUACUGAGAAAGGCACAGUGGACUCGUGUGUGUGUCAUGACUUUAAUGGUUAGCUACAGUAUGCAUACACAUACAAGAAGUAGGGGAGCUGAAGCCCAGGAAAGGGCUACAAAAUACAACACAGGGACCAACACAUUUGCAAAACAUUCAAAAUCCUUAUAAAAGGGGCUGUAUUGGUCCUUUCAACUUUGUCAUUAUUCGGCUUAGCCUGUAUGGCUAUUCAGUGGGGUAAUGGGGGAGAACAAUUAAGAGAUUUGGUUCUAAGAGAUUUGGUUCUCUUUCCUAUAUUCCCACUGUUUUUAAGUUUCAGGAGAGGAUUGUGGGGGUGAGGGUACGGGGUGGGCUUUAGGCCUGGUCUGGUUUCCCUUUAUAUAAAGAGCUGACCCCCAUCUCAUGUGGCUGAGGUGUAUAAUCCCCAAAAGAAAUAAGAUGGUACAAAUGCAGUCAGCUUUGGAAUAUGUUUGGGUAGAGACAAAACAGAAACUCAUGGGAUUCCAAUAGUGAGCCCUUCCCAUGUUCCUGGACAUAUCCAAUUCUAGCACAUCCAUAUUUUUAAUAACUUAGUGAUUUUCAAGGUCCCCUGUCCACAUUAAAAAAAUAAGUUACAUAAUAUUCAAA